Molecule: messenger RNA, 522 nt
Organism: Colletotrichum acutatum
Lineage: Eukaryota; Fungi; Ascomycota; Sordariomycetes; Glomerellales; Glomerellaceae
Exons: 1
Coding region: 201-467 (88 amino acids)
Source: RefSeq, a predicted model, not a curated record
GCCAAGAAACUAUCGCCGUGUAGCCGUAUCUGGCAAUGACGAGCUUCUAAGCAUUUAAGGACGACUCCCCCGCGGUCUGGACGAGUCCAUCAUUGCAUUGUACAAUCAUCAUCCAAUCUUCAACCGAUUCAUCCAUUCAUUGAAGAAAUCUACUUUCAGAUAAACAAACGCCAGAUCAAAAGACAUCAACCUCUUACAUCAUGUCUUCACUCAACACCCCCAACUUCGACGCUCCCCGUCCCAAGAGCAGCCGCGCCGGCUCAGACGCAAGCUCCAUCUCGGCAGGCUCAGAGACCUUCACCCACAGAAGAGCAGUCUCUACUGACUGCCCGCGCCCCUCGAAGCGCAAGUCUUCCCACUCUCAGACCGUCAACGUCUACACCCACUGCGGGCGCCACAGCUCCCAGUUCCUCUUCGGCGGCCGUUCCUUCACGGACAUGGCCCGCAGCGUCUUCAAGCGGGACUAGGUUGUUCAUCGAGUUGAAGUGCUUAAUGUUUCGAGAGGAACCCCCCCCCCCCCCC